This is a messenger RNA of Brassica oleracea var. oleracea, 1002 nucleotides long. Its product is annotated as glutathione S-transferase T3-like. NCBI's taxonomy places the organism in Eukaryota, Viridiplantae, Streptophyta, Magnoliopsida, Brassicales, Brassicaceae. The coding region runs from base 1 to 1002 and encodes 333 amino acids. The transcript has 2 exons. The record is from RefSeq and is a predicted model, not a curated record.
AUGGGACUGUUCGACGCCACGGCUGCGUCUCAGUGGGUGGCUGUCGUCGACGACGGCAAACGACAAGUGACAUCUCUCCCUGUUUCCUUCCUCUCCUCGGCGAAAGGGGAGAUCUCUCACGAUCGGUGGUUCUGUUGGACGAUCAGGCGACGUAUCCGUCGGUGGCUGUCGUCGAGGAAGGGCCACGGCAAUCUCCCUAUCUGUCUCUUUCCUCUCCUCGGCGGAAUCGUUGCGAGCUCUAUCUCAGGCGAAUCGAAGGUACCGCUGAUUCAGCCUUCGACGGCGACACUCGUGCUGGCCAUCGUGAAACGAAGAACUUGGACACCAGCGGACGAUGUGGUGCUGAUCAGCUUGUGGUUAAACACGAGCAAAGAUCCAGUUGUUAGCACCGAGCAAAAGUCAGGCACUUUCUGGACAAGAAUAGCAGCCUACUUUGCUGCAAGUCAUCAAGAUGGUGGCUCCGAACAGAGAGGGGCUAGUCAUUGCAAGCACCAUUGGCAGAAGAUCAAUGAUCUCGUUUGCAAAUUAUGUGGAGCCUAUGAAGCUGCAAGGAGAGAGAAGACAUCAGGUCAAAACGAAAACGAUGUCCUCAAACUUGCUCAUCAAAUAUUUUUCAACAACCAUAAGAAGAAAUUCCUCCUUGAACACGCGUGGAAGGAACUGAGGCACGGCCAGAAGUGGUGUGAGCUUUCAUCUGCUAAGAAUGAAGGAACUUCUAAAAAAAAAAAGGCUGGGGAUGGUGGUGAUUCUUCAACAUCUCAAGCAGAUUCUAAGAAGCGUCCACCAGGUGUUAAAGCCUCAAAGGCGAGUGGUAAGAAGACGUUUGAUCCAGACAAGCAAGUAGAGGAGUUUGAGAGGAUUUGGAAAAUCAAGCAGAAGGAAAUUGAUGCUAAGGAACGCCUGUCUAAGAUGAGCUUGCUUGAUAGUCUUAUUGGAAAAAAAGAACUUUUGCUUGAGUAUGAAGAAUCCCUUAAGAAAAAGCUAAUCAAUGACUUAUUCUGA